ACUUUACGCAAUAGCCCAACACCAGAAUAGCCCAACACUAAAAGGGAGUACCCAAGCAGAUCCCAUCUUCAGUCCAGCCUACCAUCAACACCAACCCCCUCCUACCAUGUCCUUGGCAGACGGAGAGUACGAGAUAGAUCUAAAUGAGCUCCUCAACAUCUCCACCAUAGCGCCCAUCAACGAGUCGGAGAACAUCGCAAUACGGUACGGCUUCGUGCCAGAUCUGAUGGACCAGACCAAGCCGUUGCGAUUAUACCAGAAUGACCAGGAGUGCUUGUUGAAAGCCAAUUCAAACGAGGGCCCCGAGAAGCCGAUCAUUUUUGAGGGCUUGACCCAGAAACAUCGCGGAAACGACGCCUUCUACCUCACCUACAACCCUGCACAAGCCAGUACCGUCCUGUUGAAACGGUUGAACAGUACCAUCAGGUUUAGCAAGUCCAGAAAUGCAUCCAAGCUACAGACAAAGCUUGAUCAGUGGGAGAAGGACGUGGUGGAGAAAGAGACAAAACGCAUGAACCGAAAGAAAGAAAAGUCGCCUGCUACCCUGGCAGCUCCCACAACCCCCAAUAAUCCUUCAUCUCGUUCGUCUCUAUCGGCAAAGAGACCGCCCACCGCGAAUAACACACCCGAACCAAAGAAAGGCGAGCCAAUAAUCAGCGAGAGCGACUUCGACGACUUGAAUGACUUUGAAUUCGACGAGCCAAAACCACGAGCCAGUAAGAAACCUCCCGUGAAAAAGAUUUCAAAGCCAACUCCUGAUAAGGAAACUAGGCCGAAGAUACUGGCUGGGCAAAAAACCCAGCCUAAAGCCCCAACAAAGCGUUCAAAGAAAGUGAAAUCUGCACCUAUCAUCGAGCGGGCAGAUAGGGAUGAUUCGAUGGAUAUUGAUGACGACUUUAAAGAUCUUGAAGAUCAAUUACAGGAAGUUUUAGAAGAAGAGUCCAAAUCAUCUGAGGACCAACUCAGCUUCGAAGAAAAGCCCCAAGCGGACAACGGUAUCAAAUUCGACUCGGAUGAGAGCGAUUUUGACGAUUACCAGUUUCCAGGUAUCAAAAUUAAUGUGGAAGAGAACGACACCCAACCUUCUCGAGGUUCAUAUUCAGAUACCUACUCAAACUCAGCAUCAAAUCAAAAGCCUAUGAGCUUAAGAGACCUCAUUGGGGCAGGAAAGAAAUCACAAGACGAUGAUAUGAGUAGCAGCGAAGAGGAAUAGUGCAUGUUUGGUAGGGAGUGUAUUCCUACACUCCGGAGAGGCUUUCUGUAGUCUGCAUUGAAUGCAGAAAUAACUACAAUGACUCUUUGUCGUACUGCAGUACGUAAUGAGUCCAUCAAGAAUGGUUCUCGGUAUAGGUUAAUAGAAAAGUAAACGUAUCGGAAAUUAUUUAUUCAUGAACGAGAUGCACUUUAUAAGGUUAUAAUGAGUAUUUCAAGCAAUGGUUGGGCUCGGGGA
This is a messenger RNA of Suhomyces tanzawaensis NRRL Y-17324, 1450 nucleotides long. RefSeq lists its product as uncharacterized. The record is from RefSeq and is a predicted model, not a curated record. Bases 107 to 1213 code for a protein of 368 amino acids. The transcript has a single exon. Lineage: Eukaryota; Fungi; Ascomycota; Pichiomycetes; Serinales; Debaryomycetaceae.